AUGCUUCUUGGGUCCAUCUGCCGUUUCACGCGGCUGGCAGCCUUUGCUGCUGUCGCCACUGUGGUUUGCCCGUCGCCUCUGUUUUCGCUUGCGGCCACCGAGGAAACAACUCCAUUUAAAGCCCCGGAGGAAAGUACCGACAGUUCACACGUCAUUGGUUUCAUAACGCUUGACCAGCUGAUCUCGUCCCUAAAGGACGUCUCUCUGCGGCAGUCCUUCCUCGAAGCGCUGCCAACGCAGUGGGCACUCCCGAAGUUUUCUGCGUCCUCGACAUCUGAGCUUGACCAACUGCAAGCAUGGACCAAAAACAUUCGCACCCGUAUUCUUCCAGCUCUUCCUCUGGGAGAAUCAAUCUCGAACGUUACGGCUGAGAUCUCAAGCCGAACCCUAACAGUUCCAGACGUGCUCAACGGUCUGCUUCAUAAUGCAGGCACAGACAAAGAAGGACUUUUCUCCACGGUUUUCGGUGGUGACACUCAAACGAGUCUACCCCCUAUUCUUAAAGAAUUCACCACUGCACUUCCACUGCACCGUGGUGUUCAAGAAGAGGGCGGAAGCGCUUCGCCGUCUCUGAGCCCAGUUGAGGACGCUCUUCGAUGGUUGCCCAGCUUGGAUCUUUUGAACACAGGGCGACUCUCCCAGAUUUUCGCAAUCCCAUCUGAGCUCGCUUGGCCGAUCAGUCGACAGCGGCUCGAGCUUCUUCUUCCUGUUCUCACGCGCUCCACAGGAGAAGGGCAAAACUCACUGGCAGGACUGCAGUUCAAGGACUUCGAUGGCCUUUCGGCGCUCCGUGUGCAUCUGAAAGAUCUGCUAGUCCCACUAUCCCAAGCGGAUGGAAGUCUCCUAUUCGCGAAUCUUACUGAUGUGCUGCCAGACUUCCAGCUGCCCGCCACCAUCGACAUUCUACCCCUGGCUACACUUGAAAACAAAGAGUUGGGAUCGGUAGACUCCCUGUGGAGCUCUGUAAAGGGAACCAUGCUUUCCAGAAUGGCAGUCCUUGGAGGCGAAACCCCUUUCCUGGUCGGACCUGUGCUCAACCUCAACAGCCUUCCGAAGUUGCAGCUGGCCUCCUCCUCACUUAUGCAGCGUCUCUCUGAGCAAGGGAUGCCGCUCAAACUUAACACAACACUGGACGGCACGUCUGAUGUAAUAGCUUCUGUUCUGGAAACACUGGAUUCUGGCAUGCCUCUUGAUGACCGCAUGAAGGAUCUCUUUUCCUCUCGGGCCACUCGCCUGCACGAUGCAAUUGUGUCACCGGUCGAAGCCCUCCUGAAGACAAGCGACGCAAAAGAAUCGACCCACUUAUCUGACAUGCUAGAGCAGUGGCGCGGAGCGUGGGAGAGAGUUUCUCCCCAGGACUUCCUCUCCGACCACUUCUUCGGCAUGAAACUGCCGCUCGUAGCAAUUCCUCGAGACAGCCUCCCCGGCCUGUUCACCUCCCUAAAGAGCUUGAGAGGCGGAUGCGGAGAAGCAGCAGGAGAGUCUGUGACCUCUUGUGCUCUGAACCUCCCGAGUCUGUCAGCGUUGCCUCUUGGUGCAGCUUUUGGAGAAGAAAGCUUGGAAGCCAUGUACAGCAGAGUUGAGGGCCUUUCGGAGCAACUGCGAACGGCUGUGGAACAGCUGCAGGGACGCAUCAUGCGCAACCUUCCCAUCACGGAACCGGCCAGCCGAGAGAAGCCAGCCACCAAGAGUACAGAAGGUGCGCCCAAAGAUGUUAUUGCACUUCGACAGGCCAUGGAUGCGACUGUAAAACUGGCGGAUACUAUGACUGCUGCCCUGCAGUUCACUAAAAAAGAGGUGAGGGCACUCCAGCUGUUCAACGUCCCCCGUGAUGGCGGGCUGGCAGCCGGUGGCCUGCUAGACGAUCUUGGAGCUUCUGCAGCGCAGCUCUUAAAACACAGCGCGCCGGGCUCUCCUUCGCAGCUGCGAUCAUUCGUUGCGAACAUCCAAGGGAGUCCGCUCCUGGCAGUCCCCCGAAGCGUGUAUAACCAGCUCGUGAAGGCUGCUGCGGGUGAGCACGAACAACAACAGCAAACCACUACAAAUAAUGUGAGGAGGCGCAGACUGCAAGCUGCGAGCCAGAUGCCCGCCGCGACACCCGCCGUUUCUGCACCCAGCACUAGGGAGGACGGCUUGGUUUUGGUUGACCCUCUGAUAUUCGGCAACUUGCUCAACAAUUUGCGCGUGGUUGAUGCGGCCGGGCUUCGAGGCAAAUUGAAGGAGGUGCUUCCCCGAGCGGCCUCGGGGCCGUCUGGGGGAUCGGAGGAGGCUCGACCUCUGUUUCCUCUCCCACCGCUCGUCGAGGACUUGUUUGCCAACAAUUCCCUGUCCCUGCCGGCACUGACUUUCCCUACAUCCGACCUCUUGCGGACGGGAGUUUUUCCGACUCAGCUGCUCAAUGCUCCUCUCAGCCAGUGGGUGUCUUCCGCAGUCAUACCCACUGACUUUUCAGGCAGAACACUUCCAGAGCUGCUCGAUGUCCAAGCCGUCGCUGCUCAAAUGCAGGCGCUACCACUCGGUGAACUCCUGCCCGGUCUCCGCGCAGCUGCGUCUUCUAUCGGCAUGGAACUUCCUUCUUCACUUCUGGAGGACGGCAGCGGGCUGCUGGCACGGACCGUUGGAGAUCUUCAAAUAAACGCCCUCCUUCCGCCACAGCUUCUUCACAUUCCGCUUUCUCAGCUUGUUGACGGAAGCGGUGUCGUAGGACGGGAGAUCCUCGACUUGCCUCUGGGCAGCAUUCUUGCCGGAGGUGAAGCAGCAACGUCCCUGCUCGCGCAGCCUUUUGCUGACGUGCUUGGGCUUCGGACUGUUCUUGAAUCUCUUGCUACUCAACCGUCGACACCUCUGAAAAUAGAGCUGCCCGAGCUGGGCCGCGCCACAGGGGGUGUGUCUGCUGCACAGGCACACCUUGCUCAGCUGCUAUCUGCGGGAGGCCUCCCAGGAGGAGCUGUUGCGCUUCCCGCAGUCUCUGGCGAGUGGCUCUCCUUGCCCAGCCUCGAAAAAAUCGUACCAGGAGGCGCCGCCGGGGGAAUCGUGGGAACUGUAGCGGGAAAGAUUGCCCCCGCCGCUGCCACCGCUGGAGGUUUCCUCUCAGGAAGGGCGGGAGCAAACGCGGCUGCUCCUGAUGCAGCGGCAGGCGUGCGUGGGAAGCGCCUCCCGAUGGGUGAUGCCCUCAAGAAUUUCUCUGCUCUAACUGGCCUCCCGCUCGGCAAUGACUUGUUUUUCUAA
Messenger RNA from Besnoitia besnoiti, 3228 nucleotides. RefSeq lists its product as uncharacterized. The record is from RefSeq and is a predicted model, not a curated record. Lineage: Eukaryota; Apicomplexa; Conoidasida; Eucoccidiorida; Sarcocystidae. The coding region runs from base 1 to 3228 and encodes 1075 amino acids. The transcript is spliced from 5 exons.